AAACGUUAAGCACUAGGGUUUAAGCCCAGGGUUCUUGGCUAUCUCCUUCGAGUCGCUGUUUGGCUGCUCUUCUCCCCAAAUCAAUUUAAAGGUUUUUCUAUUUCUACCCCCUUUCUCUCCCUCUUCCCGCCUCUCUCCGGCCAUUUGCACUCUACUCACCGCCACCGCAGUGGAGGCGAACCGCCGCCACACCUUCACACAAUCACUGCUACUCCCUCUGAUUUCGUCGAGUUCAUCCCAAAAUUCACUGCUUUUCAACCUGUUAUUUUUCCCUCGCCGACAUCCCAUUAUCCCGGAGCUGAAACUGCGUCACCGGACCUGUAUCGAUUGAAGAAUCCCUUUUUUUCAGAGGAAGAAAUUUAUGGGGAUUAAGAAGAGAGCUUCCAGUUCAUCUGAGGUAGUUGGUGAGGCUGUAGAUGAACAAGUACAAGUACACUCUGGCAUAGGUGAUAAAAAUGUUGUUAGCUUAGAUUCCUCGAACAAGAAAUUGAAAAAGGAAAAAAAGAGGAAGGAACCGGAAAGAGAAAACGAUUCUGAUGAUGUUCCUUCAACCUCCCAUAAUAACAAUGUCGCUGUUUCUGAGAAGCCAAUGGAGAGACGGAAGAAAAGAAGAGCACUUGACAAAUUGAAACACCAUGCCGGGGUCAGUAGUGAUAAUAAAGUGACUCAAAUGGCGCUGGAUGCUAAAGAAAAUGUUGCCAAAAGCAAUGAGGAAGCAUCCUCCUCUGGCACUAGCUCUGGUAAUAGUGUGUUGCCUGAGUUCCACAUUGGGGUGUUUAAAGAUCUGGCAUUGGCAGAUGCCAAGGUUCGAGAAGCUGCCGCAGAGGUAUUGGUCACAGAGCUGCAGGCCGUUCAGAAAGCAUACGAUAAGCUUGAGAAUAAGGAGGAAGUUGAAGGUACGUUGAAAUUGGAAGCUCAAAAGGAUGAUGGAUUAAAUAACUGUGCCCCUUCUGUUAGAUAUGCCGUUCGUAGGCUUGUCCGCGGAGUUUCUUCCUCAAGAGAGUGUGCAAGACAGGGUUUUGCAUUAGGUUUGACAAUGUUGGUUGGUGCAGUUCCUUCUAUCAAAGUGGAUUCAUUGUUGAAGCUAAUUGUUAAUCUAUUGGAAGUUUCUUCAUCGAUGAAGGGUCAGGAAGCAAGGGACUGUCUCCUGGGUCGUUUGUUUGCUUAUGCAGCCCUUGCAAGAUCAGGAAGAUUAACUUCAGAUUUGAACUUAAACAAAAAGUCCUCAUGCAUCAAAGAAUUUAUCAGUGCUCUCAUUUCAUUAGCCUCAAAGAAGCAGUACCUGCAAGAGCCUGCUGUUUCAGUUAUUCUGGAAUUGGUUGAGAAGUUACCCAUCAAGGCUUUGGUAGACGAUGUUCUCGAAGUUCCAGGACUUCAAGAAUGGUUCGAUAGUGCAACCGAAAGGGGGAAUCCUGAUGCCUUGUUGCUUGCACUUAAAAUUCGUGAGAAGAUUGGCAUUGAUCAUUCGAUAUUUGGCAAACUUUUGCCUUCUGAAUAUAGCCCAAACAAGCUUUUUUCUGUUGAUACUCUUACGUUGCUUGCCAAUUGCUUGAAGGAAUCCACAUUUUGUCAGCCUCGUGUUCAUAGUGUCUGGCCUGUUCUGGUAAACAUUCUCUUACCAGAUAGGAUCUCUCAGGAUGUAGAUUUAGCCUCACCAACAAAUUCAAGUAAGAAGCACAAAAAAGGUCGCAAGUGCAGUUUAGCUGAGGAAGAUACUGGAAAGAAUCUUCAAUGCUUUGUUGAAGUUAUUAUUGAAGGGUCACUGCUAGUAUCAUCUCAUGACCGUAAACAUUUGGCUUUUGAUAUCCUACUGCUGUUAUUUCCUAAGCUACCCACUUCAUGUAUCCAUAUUGUACUGUCUUACAAAUUUAUCCAGUGUUUAGUAGAUGUACUGUCUGCUAAAGAUUCUUGGCUUCACAAGGUUGCCCAGCAUUUUCUUACGGAAUUGAUUGAAUGGGUGAAAGUGGAUGAAGCCAAACGAAUUGCUGUUAUUAUGGCUCUACAGAAGCAUACUAAUGGUAGAUUUGACAGCAUAACUCGGACAAAGGUGGUUAAAGAUUUGAUGGCAGGAUUCGAAUCUGAAUCUGGGUGCUUAUUGUUUGUUCAGGAGUUAAUGCACAUGUUUCUUGAUGAAAGAAAUCCUUCAGAAGAACCUUCUGAUCAGAGUCAGACAACUGAUGACAACUCGGAGAUAGGUUCAGUAGAAGAUAAAGAAUCUGUUGGGGUAACAGGAAGUUCCGAGUUUCUGAAAAGUUGGGUUAUUGAUUCUCUCCCCUCUGUUUCGAAACUCUCUAAACUAGAUUCAGAGGCUAGGUUCCGAGUGCAAAAAGAAAUUUUGAAGUUUCUUGCAGUUCAGGGUCUUUUCUGUUCCUCUCUUGGUACCGAAGUAACCUCCUUUGAAUUACAAGAAAAGUUUAGAUGGCCGAAAUCAGCCAUUUCUGGUGCCCUUUCAAGGACGUGCAUCGAACAGCUAGAACUACUGUUUGCAAAUGUUCAGAAAGGGGAAGGGCCCCGUGUUGUAGCCGGUGCCUCUGAAACAAGUGAUCUUGGUUCUUAUUUCGUGCAUUUCCUUGGUAUUUUAUGCAACAUUCCUUCAGUUUCGUUGUUUAGGACCUUGAAUGAAGAUGAUGAAAAAGCCUUUAAGAAAUUGCUUGCAAUGGAAGCUCAGUUAUUAAGAGAGGAGAGGAAUUGUGGGGUGAGCAGAGAUGCAAACAAAUUACAUGCUCUGAGGUACCUGCUUAUCCAGUUACUGCUCCAAAUUUUGCUUAGACCUGGGGAAUAUCAUGAGGCUUCAGUUGAACUUAUUAUAUGCUGUAAGAGAUCUUUUGGCACCUCUGACAUUAUUGACUCCUCUGGAGAAGAUGACUUGAAUGAAGAUGGUGCACCCGACGUAAUGGAUGUACUUGUUGAUACAAUGCUCUCACUCCUGCCACAGUCUUCUGCUCCGCUCCGGUCUGCCAUCGAGCAGGUUUUCAAGUACUUCUCUAAUGAUAUAACUGAAGAUGGAUUAAUGCGAAUGUUACGGGUCAUUAAGAAAGAUCUUAAACCAGCCAGACAUCAGGAUAGUGGUUCUGAAGAUGAUGAUGAGGAUGAAGAUGAUCUUCUUGAUAUUGAAGAAGCAGAGGAAUCUGAUGAAUCUGAGACAGGUGAAACAGGUGACACUGAUGAGCACACAGAUGACUCUGAGGCUGUGGGUGGAGUUGAGACUGGAAUUUCCGAGCUUCCGGAGAAUUCUGAUGAUUCUGAUAGUGGAAUGGAUGAUGACGCAAUGUUCAGGAUGGAUACUUAUUUGGCACGUAUUUUCAAAGAACGAAAAAAUCAAGCUGGAGGUGAAACAGCGCAAUCCCAGCUUGUACUUUUUAAGCUCCGGGUUCUCUCGUUGCUGGAGAUUUUCCUACAUGAGAAUCCAGGUAAUCCACAGGUUUUGAAAGUUCUCUCAAACCUGGCUCAGGUGUUAGUAAAUCCUCACACUAGUGAGCAGCUUGGUCAGCGUAUUUGGGGUAUCCUGCAGAGGAACAUAUUUAAGGUGAAGGACAAGUUUCCCCGAGGUGAGGCUGUGCAGCUCUCUGUUCUUGAAUCUCUUUUGGGAAAAAAUUUGAAGCUGGCAGCAAAACCAUUGAAGAAAAAUAAUUUACCUCUCGGUUCAUUGAGUAAGAAGCAAUUAGCAUCUCGGGAUUGGCACAAGAUGAUCAAUACACUCGGAAAGGAAUCAACACUUUGGAUUCUAAAAGUUAUGGACGCGAGAAGUUUCUCAGUAGUUGAACUUCAAGGGGUUUUAGAGAUUUUUAAAGGUAUCUUAAACUCUUAUUUCGACAGUAAGAAGAAUCAAAUGAAAUCCGAGUUUUUGAAAGAGAUAUUCCGAAGACGAACCUGGAUUGGGCAUAAUCUAUUGGGUUACCUGUUGGAGAAAUGCUGUGGAGCAAAGUCAGAGUUUCGACGAGUUGAAGCUCUUGAUCUGAUAGCUGAGGUACUGAGAUCAUACACGGUUACCGUUGAUGCUGGUAACGAGAAUUUAAGGAAUCACCUUCCACAAAUAUAUGACUUCAUGAAGGAGUUGGUCACAAAUAUGCCUGAAAAGCAUUCAAGAAGGGCCGAUUUGCGGAAGUUCUGCGCCAAAGUUUUCCAGAUAUUACAGAAUCAAAAUUUGAUGGCGUUGUUUCUUGAGUCAUUGGGUUCUCUAUUGGGUGUAGUGCUGGAGAAAGGUAUUGGUGCAAAGUCAGAGUUUCAUGCAAAGCGAGUGCCGGAGAAAGGUAUUAAUGCGAAGUCAGAGUGUCUUGCAAAGUUAGAGUCUCUACAAAUUGAUGUUCUUGAUAUGGUAAUUGAGAUACUAAGAUCGCUCACGGAUAAUGUUGAUGAGGGCAGCACUGAUGCAUCAAGGAAUAUUUUAAGGAAUCACCUUCCACAAAUAUAUCACUUAAUUAAGGAUGUGGUGACAAAUAUGGAAAAAGAUCAAUCAAGAAGGGCUGAUGUGCGCAAGUCCUGUGGCAAGGUCUUCCAGAUAUUAAACCGUCAGAACUUGAUGCCCUUGUUUCUCAAUUCAAUUGAACCUGACGUUCGUGCUGCCUGCCAAUCCCAUCUAGGUGAUGUAUUCCUUGCUUUUGAGAAGUAGUGAGAUCUUAUUAGUGGAGUAGGGUCUACUAUUAUCUUGUUAGUAAAAACCAGAAGUUGGUGAAGACAGACCACUUUGGUUGCUUCUUUUUCCAAUAGAGGUGCUCUUUCAUUUCGAGAUGCCAUUGUUAAUUGUAUGUGUCAGUUACAGGGGAUUUAAAAUAUUGUUGAUUUUGGAGUGCUGUUGUGCACCGCAUUUCUUUAGGAAUUUGAUGAUUUCUUUGAUAUGAUCUUUUCUCAUCAUCCAUGUUCUCAUCAUCUUUUCUUUAGGAAUGUGUUCAGUUUCCCUCAUUGCCUGGACUUGGUGGUAUAUUUUUAACCUAGAUGUCAAUCUAUUUUUUUUCUAUGGUUUAAAACUCCGAUGUUGAUUUCGUGGAGAGUCGUUACAGUGGAAGAGCAAUAUACACUUGAAAGAGUUUCUUAUGCUCGACAGUCUAUUUACCC
Messenger RNA from Oldenlandia corymbosa var. corymbosa, 5052 nucleotides. Lineage: Eukaryota; Viridiplantae; Streptophyta; Magnoliopsida; Gentianales; Rubiaceae. The record is from the annotation of a GenBank genome assembly.